CACCCCCGGGCACCACCGCACUGCCCUGGCACGUCCCGCCGGGUCGGUCCUUCGUCCCUCCCCGUCCCUCCUCCCCAUGGCGGCCAGCCCCUCGCAGCUCUGCCCUCCCCUGCAGCCCGGCCGCCUCUUUAAGCCGGAGCUGCCCGAGAGCAGCUCCGUUUUCGGGGCGGGGGUUGGUGCGGGAGCGGUGCGGAGGAUCCCGGCCGAGGCUGCCAUGGGGAGCAGCGGGGCCGGGCUGCUGCUGCUGCUGCUGCUGCUGGCGCUGCUCCUGCAGCCCAGCGCCCAGUUCUGGCUCUUCAACGUCCUCUUUCCACCCACCACCACUCCAGAAGCUCCCCCGACCAACAGCACGCCGCCCGUAGUGCUCGUGCCUGGGUGUCUUGGGAACCAGCUGGAAGCGAAGCUGGACAAGCCAGACGUGGUGAACUGGAUGUGCUACCGCAAAACUGAGGACUAUUUCACCAUCUGGCUCAACCUCAACACCUUCCUGCCAGUGGGAGUUGACUGCUGGAUCGAUAACACCAGGGUGGUCUACAACAGAACCUCCCGCAAAAUGUCCAACGCGCCGGGGGUGCACAUCCGUGUGCCCGGCUUUGGCAAGACCUACUCUGUGGAAUACCUGGAUCAGAGCAAGCUGGCAGGUUACCUGCACACCCUGGUGCAGAACCUGGUGAACAACGGCUACGUGAGGGACCAGACAGUUCGAGCAGCCCCCUACGACUGGAGGGUCGGGCCCCAGGAGCAACCUGAAUACUUCCAGAAGCUGAAGGCACUGAUCGAGGAGAUGCAGGACAAGUACCAGCGGCGCGUGUUCCUCAUCGCACACAGCCAGGGCAACCUCAACGUCCUCUACUUUCUGCUGCAGCAGACACAGGCCUGGAAGGAUCAGUACAUUGGGGGCUUCAUCUCCCUGGGUGCCCCCUGGGGAGGGUCUGUGAAGCCCCUGAGGAUCCUGGCCUCUGGUGACAACCACGGCAUCCCGCUCAUGUCCAACAUCAAGCUGCGGGAGGAGCAGCGCAUGACCACCACCAGCCCCUGGAUGUUCCCAACCAGCCUGGCCUGGCCUGAGACCCAUGUUUUCAUCUCCACUCCCUCCUACAAUUACACCUACCGGGACUACCGACGCUUCUUCACCGACGUCAACCUGGAGGACGGCUGGUACAUGUGGGAGGACAUGAAGGACUUGCUGAAGGACUUACCCCCUCCUGGAGUGGACACAUAUUGCCUCUAUGGCACGGGCCACCCUACUGUGGAGACUUACAUAUAUGAUGAGGGUUUCCCAUACGAAGACCCAGUGGAUGUGGUUUAUGGGGAUGGGGAUGACUCGGUCAGCAGGCGCAGCCUGGAGCUGUGCAAGCGCUGGCGCCGCCAGCAGAAGCACAAGGUGCAUGUCCAGGAGCUGCGAGGUGUCGACCACCUUAACAUGGUCUUCAGCAACCUGACCCUCAGUACCAUCAAUGAGAUCCUGCUGGGGAGCCCAGGGGAGGAGCAGGGGCCGCUGAGAUCCAGCUCACAGGCAAAGAAUGAUGGGAAGAUCCCACCUGGAUGGAAGGAGCCCAGAAAGAACUGAUGAAAGGGAUGAGGGCCAGCUUCCCUCCGUGCUGGCAGCCACCAUGAGCUGCCAGGCAGGGGAGCAAAGGACUGCAAGCUGAGCUGGGAAGGAAAAGGAGCGAGACCAACAGCUCUGGUGGAUGGGCUGGCACCCACCUCCACACUGGUUGGUUUUCCUUUUGGGAAGGGCGAUUAAUUAUACUUCAGAGGCUUCAGUCGCUUCCCACUGGCCGGUGGAUAAUUAACCGCGCUGCCAGCUCAUUAACAGCACAUUUACAGCUAUGCACAAGCCCUCCCCGCUAGCCAGCCGUGGUUAGGCACUUUAGAGGCUGUGGAGCUUGCAGUGCUGUAGGCUCUGCUCACUUGGGGCAGAGCAACUCGUGUAAUGAGUGCGGGCUCUGACCUCCCGGGGUGGCAGGAGGGUGGCACGGCGGGUACGGCUCACAGGAGCCCCUCUGGCAGCCGCCGGCGUGCAGGCAGCGAGCUCAGCUCAGCUCCUCGGGCAAGACCAGCUUGAAAUCAGCAGAUGUUCAAAAUAAUAAACCCACUUUGCUUCUGA
Colius striatus (speckled mousebird) is the source of this 2110-nucleotide messenger RNA. It is a transcript of the gene LCAT, whose product is annotated as lecithin-cholesterol acyltransferase. Gene Ontology annotation, biological process: lipid metabolic process. NCBI's taxonomy places the organism in Eukaryota, Metazoa, Chordata, Aves, Coliiformes, Coliidae. Gene Ontology annotation, molecular function: phosphatidylcholine-sterol O-acyltransferase activity. The transcript has 6 exons. The coding region runs from base 77 to 1570 and encodes 497 amino acids. The record is from RefSeq and is a predicted model, not a curated record.